AUGUCUGUUGCCAAAUCCGCCGCUUCCAAGUUGGACUGGGCCUCUGUCAUCUCCUCUCUCAAACUCACAGGCAAAACUGCCACCCAGUUGACCUCAUUUAAGAAGAGAAACGAUGAGGCUCGCAGAAAGCUAUUGGAUUUACAAGCGCAGCCAAAAACCGUCGAUUUCGACCACUACCGUUCUGUUCUAAAAAACACCGAGGUCAUCGACAAGAUCGAAUCUUACUACAACUCUUACAAGCCUGUGUCUGUGGACAUCAAGAAGCAGGUGUCUACCAUCGAAGCCUUCGAAUCGCAGGCUUUGGAAAACGCCAAGGAAACCGAGAAAUUUGUUGCUCAAGAAUUGAAGGAUCUAAACGACACUUUGAAGAACAUUGAGUCUGCCAGACCUUUCGACCAAUUGACCGUUGAAGAGCUUGCCAAGAGCAGACCAGACAUCGACGCUAAGGUCGAGGAAAUGGUGAAGAAGGGCAGAUGGGAAGUUCCAGGCUACAAGGAGAAGUUUGGCGACUUGACUGUGAUGUAG
Messenger RNA from Lachancea meyersii CBS 8951, 525 nucleotides. Lineage: Eukaryota; Fungi; Ascomycota; Saccharomycetes; Saccharomycetales; Saccharomycetaceae. The record is from the annotation of a GenBank genome assembly.